This is a messenger RNA of Acanthosepion pharaonis, 1515 nucleotides long. The record is from the annotation of a GenBank genome assembly. Lineage: Eukaryota; Metazoa; Mollusca; Cephalopoda; Sepiida; Sepiidae.
AUGACCUUUUUUGUUUUCUAUUUUCUUUCUUUCUUUCUUUCUUUUCAUGACAAUUCUUUUAUUCAUUUUCUCUUUUCAAAAUCUUUUUCUUUCUUUUUUCUUUCUUUCUUUCUUCCUCGUCAUGACCAUCUUUCUUUCUUUUAUUCAUUUUCUCUUUUCAUGAUCCAUUUUUCUUUCUUUCUUUCUUUUCAUGACCAUUUUUCUUUCUUUCAUUUACACAUUUACUCUUUUCAUAAUCCGUCUUUUUUCUUUCUUUCUUUCUUUCUUUCUUUCUUUCUUUCUUUCUUUCUUUCUUUCUUUCUUCAUUCCAUCCUUCGACUUUCUUUCUUUCUUUCCGAGUCUUCUCCUUUUUCUUUUUCUGUUUCUUUGUCUUUUUUUUCUUCUUUUGAUCUCCUUCUUCGUCGUCGUCUUAUUUUAUUAUUCGUUGUUGCCUUCUUUUUCUUCUUCUUUUUCUUCUUCUUCUUCUUCUUCGUCGUCGUCGUCGUGUUCUUUUUAUUAUUCGUUAUUGUCUUCUUUUUCUUCUUCUACAUCGACUUUUUCUUCGUUGUCACCCUCUUCUUUUUCUUUUUCGUCGUCGGCGUCUUCUUUUUAUUAUUCGUCGUUGUCGCUUUCUUCUUCUUUUUCUUCUUCUACAACGUCUUUUUCUUCGUCGACGCCUUCUUUUUUGUCGUUUUUUUUUAUUAUUCGUCAUUGUUGCCUUCUUUUUCUUCUUCUACAUCGUCUUUUUCUUCGUCGUCGCCAUCUUCUUCUUCUUCUUCUUCUUCUUCUUCUUCUUCUUCUUCUUCUUCUUUUCCAAGGGUAUCUAUCUAUCCCAGUCUGUUCAUCUCUUUCAAUGUAAAAAAAAUUGUUUCUUCUCGUUUGACUGUGUCUCUCUCUCUAUCCAUCUGUCUGUCUACCUAUCUAUCUACCUAUGUCAAUCUGUUCCUUCCUAUCUAUCUAUCUAUCUAUCUAUGUCAAUCUGUUCAUAUCUAUCUAUAUAUCUAUGUCAAUCUGUUCCUAUCUAUCUAUCUAUUUAUUUCAUUAUCUAUAUAUCUAUCUGGGCCAGUGUGUUUCAUAUCUAUCUAUCUAUCUAUCUAUCUAUCUAUCUAUCUAUCUAUCUCUCUGUCUAUCUGUCUAUCUAUCUAUGAAACAACAAAUAUUUCUUAUUCAAUCCCGAGCGCUUUCAUGGUGAAUGUUGUUUUAUCUAUCUUUCUAUUUUGUUCUGUUCACAUCUAUCUAUCUAUCUAUCUAUCUAUCUAUCUAUACCACUCAUUCUAUCUAUUUAUCUAUCUACCUUUCUAUUUAUCUAUUUUAUCUCCUCUCUUCUUUCUUUCUUUCUUUCUUUCUUUCUUAGUCUAUUCCUAUCUAUCUAUCUAUCUAUCUAUCUAUCUUAAUAUAUGUCUAUCUCUACCUCUAUCUAACAUGAAACUAACAGUUAAUCUAUCUAUCUAUCUAUCUAUCUAUCUAUCUAUCUAUCUAUCUAUCUAUCUAUCUAUCUAUCGUUCUCUCCCUCUUUCUCUCUAUCUAUGUAGAUAG